ACACCCGCUUUUUCUCACCGGAACUUCUCCCCCACCGUCACACAAGGUAUCUUACCUGAGGAACGUUCCGCAAACCGCCAUUGCCAGCUCUUUUCACUCAUCAUCCCAUCGCCUAUCCUCCCCUCAUCAAAGUACAUUGCUCAUCCCCCGCGUGGAUUGGAGCUACAACCCCUAACACAUUGAACUCGUCGUCAUCGACACGAUGGCCGCCCCCCAAAAUCCCGUCCAAACCCCCAAGAGACGCCGCAUCGCGGUCUUGACCUCCGGUGGUGAUGCUCCUGGUAUGAAUGGCGCCGUGCGGGCUGUCGUCCGCAUGGCCAUCCACUCCGACUGCGAGGCCUACGCCGUCUUCGAAGGUUAUGAAGGUCUGGUCAACGGCGGAGACAUGAUCCGUCAGGUCUACUGGGAAGACGUCCGCGGCUGGCUGUCUCAGGGUGGUACCCUGAUCGGCUCUGCUCGCUGCUUGACCUUCCGCGAGCGCCCCGGUCGUCUGAAGGCCGCCAAGAACAUGGUCCUCCGUGGCAUUGAUGCCCUGGUGGUCUGCGGUGGUGACGGCAGUUUGACUGGUGCUGAUCUCUUCCGGUCUGAGUGGCCGGGUUUGUUGGAGGAGUUGGUCGAGAAGAAGGAGUUGACUAAGGAGCAAGUCGAGCCUUACAAGAUCUUGAACAUUGUCGGGCUGGUUGGAUCCAUCGACAACGACAUGUCCGGCACGGACGCCACCAUCGGUUGUUACUCGUCCCUGACUCGUAUCUGUGAUGCGGUUGACGACGUGUUCGACACUGCCUUCUCCCACCAGAGAGGCUUCGUCAUUGAGGUCAUGGGACGUCACUGUGGUUGGCUCGCCUUGAUGGCUGCCAUCAGUACCGGUGCUGACUGGCUCUUCGUGCCUGAAAUGCCUCCUAAGGAUGGAUGGGAGAAUGACAUGUGCUCCAUCAUCACUAAGAACAGAAAGGAGCGCGGAAAGCGGAGGACCAUUGUCAUCGUGGCCGAGGGUGCACAGGACCGACACCUGAACAAGAUCUCGAGCUCCAAGGUCAAGGAUAUUCUGACCGAGCGUCUGGGUCUGGAUACCCGUGUGACGGUUCUGGGUCACACUCAGAGAGGUGGUGCGGCCUGUGCUUAUGACCGCUGGCUGUCGACUCUGCAGGGUGUGGAGGCCGUUCGCGCCGUCCUCGAUACCAAGCCCGACUCGCCGUCGCCCGUCAUCACCAUCCGCGAGAACAAGAUCAUGCGCACGCCCCUGAUGGAGGCCGUGAAGCUCACCAAGACCGUUACCGCACACAUCGAGAACAAGGAGUUCGACAAGGCCAUGGCUCUCCGCGACUCGGAAUUCAAGGAAUACCACUUCUCUUACAAGAACACCUCCACCCCCGACCACCCGAAGCUCUUGCUCCCUGAGAACAAGAGAAUGCGCAUCGCGAUUGUGCACGUCGGUGCCCCCGCUGGUGGUAUGAACCAGGCCACCCGCGCCGCCGUCGCCUACUGUCUGACCCGCGGCCACACUCCGCUUGCGAUCCACAACGGCUUCCCCGGUCUCUGCCGCCACCACGCCGACACCCCGGUCAGCUCCGUCCGCGAGAUCAAGUGGAUCGAGUCCGACAGCUGGGUCAACGAGGGAGGAUCCGACAUUGGAACGAACCGCAGCCUGCCCGGUGAGGACCUGGAGACGACCGCCAAGUGCUUCGAGAAGUUCAAGUUCGAUGCGCUGUUCGUCGUCGGUGGAUUCGAGGCCUUCACUGCUGUCAGCCAGCUGCGCCAGGCGCGCGAGAAGUUCCCCGCCUUCAAGAUCCCCAUGACCGUGCUGCCGGCCACGAUCUCCAACAACGUGCCCGGUACGGAGUACUCGCUGGGUAGCGACACCUGUCUCAACACCCUGAUCGACUUCUGCGACAUCAUCCGCCAGUCGGCCUCGUCCUCGCGGCGUCGUGUGUUCGUCAUCGAGACCCAGGGUGGUAAGUCGGGCUACAUUGCCACGACGGCUGGUUUGUCGGUGGGCGCGGCGGCCGUGUACAUUCCCGAGGAGGGCAUCGACAUCAAGACGCUGUCGCGCGACAUCGACUUCCUGCGCGAGAGCUUCACCCGCGACAAGGGCGCCAACCGCGCCGGCAAGAUCAUUCUGCGCAACGAGUGUGCCUCCAACACGUACACCACGCAGGUGAUCGCCGACAUCCUCAAGGAGGAGGCCAAGGGCCGCUUCGAGUCGCGUGCCGCGGUGCCCGGCCACUUCCAGCAGGGCGGCAAGCCGUCGCCGAUGGACCGGAUCCGCGCGCUGCGCAUGGCCACCAAGUGUAUGAUCCACCUGGAGAGCUACGCGGGCAAGUCGCCGGAGGAGAUUGCCGCGGACGAGAUGUCCGCCUCGGUGAUUGGCAUCAAGGGCUCGCAGGUGCUGUUCUCGGCCAUGGGCGGCGCGAACGGGCUGGAGGCGACCGAGACCGACUGGUCGCGUCGUCGGCCCAAGACGGAGUUCUGGCUGGAGCUGCAGGACACGGUCAACAUCCUGUCCGGCCGGUCUAGCAAGGAGAACGCGGCUGCCUGGACUUCUUACGCGGCUUAGGUUGGUGAGAAGGCUGACACGGGACGAGGCCAGGCCGGGCUGGGCUAGAGCUAGAUACGAGCGUGGCAUGAGGCAUGAAAAGAUCGAUACAGUGAUGGGUGUUAUGCGAUAUGGAUAAUGAUUCGUUCAUCAAUGGACUUGUUGAUGUUUACCCUCCUCCUCGCACCUUCCCCGUAGGACUGACCCUGGUGUAUACCCAGAGUAAGGACCCCCUUUGCACCUUCCCACCCAAACCACUCCUCAUCUAUACCUAGGGUAAGGCUUCCCGGGGGAGAACCCCCGGACCCCCCUUUUCUUUCAACUUCCC
Aspergillus aculeatus ATCC 16872 is the source of this 2861-nucleotide messenger RNA. RefSeq names its product ATP-dependent 6-phosphofructokinase. Gene Ontology annotation, biological process: canonical glycolysis; fructose 1,6-bisphosphate metabolic process; fructose 6-phosphate metabolic process. Gene Ontology annotation, molecular function: ATP binding; 6-phosphofructokinase activity; AMP binding. Bases 203 to 2554 code for a protein of 783 amino acids. Lineage: Eukaryota; Fungi; Ascomycota; Eurotiomycetes; Eurotiales; Aspergillaceae. Gene Ontology annotation, cellular component: 6-phosphofructokinase complex; mitochondrion; cytoplasm. The record is from RefSeq and is a predicted model, not a curated record. The transcript is spliced from 3 exons.